CCCCGAGUGACGUCAUCAGUGUGCGACUCCCCGGCUGUGUAUAUGGCGGCGGAGCGCUGACAUUGAGGAGAGAAGAGAUGUGGGCGGCCCGACAACUACAGAGGAGCCAGGCGGGUGUGAUGGUCGCUGUCAGGCGUUUGGUGUCGGGGAGGACGGAGGGGGAACAGAGGAUCGCUCAGGUGCUGAAGGAUCGAUUCCCCCGGGCGGCUCACGUUCGUGUUGUGGACAUUUCAGGCGGAUGCGGAUCGAUGUACGAGAUUCAUGUGGAAAGUGAAGAUUUCCGGGAGAAACGAAUCGUCCAACAACAUCACCUGAUCAACGAGGCGUUGCGGGACGAGAUAAAGUCGAUGCACGGCCUGAGGAUCUUCACCUCCGUCCCCAGCCAAUGACAAGAGACUUUAUAGGACCCUCCCACCUUCCCGGAGGACGUUGGGCAUCGAAGGGUUACCAUGACAGCACUUUGCACUCUGAUCUCGCAGAACGCCGCGCCUGCGCACAACUCGCCUCUCUCACUUCCUGUAUAUUAGAAUAAAUGUAUCAACUUGA
This is a messenger RNA of Rana temporaria (common frog), 546 nucleotides long. RefSeq names its product bolA family member 3 (gene BOLA3). Bases 78 to 389 code for a protein of 103 amino acids. The transcript has 4 exons. Lineage: Eukaryota; Metazoa; Chordata; Amphibia; Anura; Ranidae. The record is from RefSeq and is a predicted model, not a curated record.